GGUUUGAUCUCGCGCCGAUCCGACGCGACAACGUGGCCUGCCGGCCUCCUGGCCCCUAUGCCGCCGGCGCCGGCGGUGCCACUGGUGCCGCCGGCACCGGAGCCCCUUGCGCGGCUGCUGGGUCUGGCGGAGCAGGUGGAUGCGGACACCGAGGUGCCCUUGGGUGAGCUGGACUGCGCCCACUGCGAGAGUCUGCUGCACCAGCCUGCUACACUGGAAGAUGGCCUCACCGUUUGCCUGCCCUGCGUGAAGAAGCGCCGCAUGUCGGGGUUCAUUGGAGAAAUGUCGAGCUUUGGUCACGCUCAGAACGUGAUUUUGUCGGACCUGGCGGCCGAGCUCCGGCCUGACCUCGCCGCGGCGGUGGCGGCGCGGCAGAAGGGCAACGCCUGCUUCGCGGAAGGCCACUGGGCCAAGGCCGAGCAGGCUUACUCCGAGGCCAUCGCCUCCUCGCCGGAUUUGGUGCUCUUCUGCAACCGCGCCAUUGCGCGGCUGAAGCUGGAGGACGGCGCAGGGGCGCUGGCCGACUCCCUGCAGGCAGUGGCCCUGGCCAGGGGCCCCAAGCGCCCCAUGCGCGACAAGGCGUGGCUGCGCCUGGGUCAGUGCCUGGGCUCAAAGGAGGCCGCCUUUGCAAUGGCCAUGGCAGGAGCGACACCUCAGCUCCAAGACGUGGCGGCGCAGCUCUCUGAGGAGGAGCUGGCGAAGGUGGAAGUAUGGCUGAAGGAAGGCCGAUGCCCUGGCAUCGAGGCCCAGCUUCCGGCGAAAGCGCCAAGGCCCAGUCUUAGCUUUGGCCAGGAGGAGUGGCUCCGAUCUCAAUUGGAGUGCCCCCUCUGCUUGGGCCUGCUGUGGGAGCCUGCCUCCAUUCCCUGCGGGCACACCUUGUGCCGGUGUUGUCUGGCGCGGACAUUGGACCACGCCUUCGACACCGCCCCCAGCUGUCCCAUGUGCCGCAAGGACCUUGCGCCCUACCUGGCGUGGCUUAACGCGCGGGCCCGUGCUCAGCGCGUACACGGGGGUGCCCAGAUACCAGUGGACAAGAAGAUCGCGGCCAUCAUUGAGCGGUGCUUCUCUGAGAAGGAGCGCCUGGAGCGGGAGGCGCAGGUCCGCACAGCGGAGGCGGAAGCGGAUGGCCGAGACUUCUCUGUGCCGAUCUUCAUCUGCUCCAUGGCUAUGCCGUCAGUGGCGUGCCCGUUGCACAUCUUCGAACCCCGGUACAGGCUCAUGAUGCGGCGCUGCAUCGACUCUGGGCAGCGGCAGUUUGGCAUGUGUCUCUUCCCGGGAGCUCAGUAUGGCACGAUGCUCCACAUCGAAAGCUUCAACCAGCUGCCGGACGGGCGAUCCCAGAUCAAGACAUUGGGCACCAGACGCUUCGAGGUUCUGGAGUGGGGUGAGAAGGAUGGCUACGCCACUGGCAAGGUGCGCUGGCUGGAGGACGUGGCCGGCGAGCCCGGUCCCGAGGCGGCCGCCGAGACGCCUUCGCCGCACCCCUCGGCGGCGCGCCUGCGGAACGCGGUGCAGUCGCUGCUGCAGAAGCUGCCCGAAGAGGUGAUGCCCUCGCUCGAGCAGCAGCUGGGCCCGAUGCCGCCGGCGGACGGGAAGGACGGCUUCUGCUGCCCCAACUUCAUCUUCUGGUGCAUGGGCCUGGCGAGUCUGCCGCCGCGGCUGUGCUACGAGCUGUGCUUCGGGGACGCCUUCCGCCAGGACGCGGAGAAGCGGCUAACCACCAUCCUCGAGGUCUUCGAGAAGAAGAUCCGCCUGGCGAAGGAACGCGAGGAGCCCUCGCCGUCUCCAGAAGCGCCCCACUCGCCGGAUGCAUCGGAAGCGGAGGGCGAGUAAUGGGUCUGUUGAGCUCAUGGCAGCUGUGUCCAAGGAAGAAAAGGACCCCCUUUCUUUUCAACCACAAAAAAGGGAUAUAUGAUAUCCUGGUUUUUGAGCAAGGGGGUGUCCUUUUUUUCUUGUCCUGGCCGCACAAGUGCGGCUGUCUCUCGCACUCCCUAAGUUUUCGCGCGCCGAGGGGACGAAGCUCGACUGUGGGCCGCCUCUCGUUGGACCCCCCUCGCCUCUUCCAGGGUCUGCGCGCCUUGUUCCCGAUUCAAGCGAGGGCCAUACGUGUCCUUUCGGCUCAAAAACACCAUUGCCACCUAUUCCUCCCAAAGGACAUCCGCGGCCAUUGCUGAUGAGCCAAAGGGCGUCGAAAUGCUGUGAGAUGCAUACAGUGCCAAAGCCGAACCUUUCGGACAGUCGGACAGGUGGGAA
Molecule: messenger RNA, 2253 nt
Organism: Effrenium voratum
Lineage: Eukaryota; Dinophyceae; Suessiales; Symbiodiniaceae
Source: the annotation of a GenBank genome assembly